CAGGCAGCCAGACGAAGGGCUCGUCUCUCUGCACCCAUCCCGCACCGUUCUCGCGCAUACCCCGCAUUCACGUUCACAUUCGCACCAUCACCAUCCCCACCACUACCAUGCUGGCACUUCGCCCCCGCGCCGUCGCGAUUCCCCGCGCUCGCACGAGCAGCAGGAUCUCCAUCGCCGCGCGCAUACGCUACUACUCUGUGGUCGUGAACGCGCCUAUACCCAAGAAGACCAAGGUCUGGGACUCUGCAGACGAGGCUGUCAAGGAUGUCAAGUCGGGCGACAUCAUCCUGUCCGGAGGGUUCGGACUCUCUGGUAUCCCCGAGACGCUCAUCAAUGCCAUGACCAAAAGGCGAGACGUUAAGGGCCUCACCGCCAUCUCCAACAACGCCGGUGCAGGAGACCAUGGUCUCGUAAAACUCAUCAAGUCUGGUCAGCUUGAGAAGGUUAUGAUCUCAUACCUCGGAGGAAACAAGUACCUCGAGUCCGCAUACCUUAACGGCGACGUCGGUAUCGAGCUCGUGCCCCAGGGCACGCUUGUCGCGCGUUUGCACGCGCAUGCCUCCGGCGAGCCUGCCAUCUACACGCCUACCGGUGCGAACACGGAAGUCGAGCAUGGCGGUAUCCCCAUUCGCUACAAGCCCGGCGGUAUGAGCGCUGGCGUCCUGAUCCCCGGUAACAAGAAGGAAGGGCGCGACUUCGAUGGCCGGAGGUUUAUCCUCGAGCCUGCCAUUGCGGGCGACGUCGCGUUCGUGCACGCGUGGAAGGCCGACGAGGUUGGCAACCUGGUGUUCAGGUAUACCGCGAACAACUACAACGGCGUCAUGGCCCGGAACGCGAAGCUCACGAUCGUCGAGGCCGAGGAGAUUGUGCCCGUCGGAAGCUUGUCUCCGAACGCGAUCCAUGUGCCUGGCGUCUACGUCGAUCGCAUCGUGAAGGCGACCGAGCCCAAGUCGAUCGAGGUUACGAAGCUGGCGCCGAGCAAGGAGGCGCAGACGAAGGAGCCCGCUCCUGGAGAGAGCGACGACAAGGUGUCCAAGGACUGGCGGCACCGUAUUGCGAAGCGCGCCGCUCGCGAGAUCGGCGACGGCUUCUACGUCAACCUCGGUGUCGGCAUCCCCACGCUUAUUCCUGAGCACCUCGACCCCGCCGUGAAGGUCUGGCUGGAGAGCGAGAACGGUAUCCUUGGCAUGGGCCCCUACCCCACGGCUGAGCAAGUUGACCCUGAUAUCAUCAACGCGGGUAAGGAGACGACCACGCUGCUCCCCGGCGCGUCUACCUUCGAUUCCGCCGAGUCGUUCAACAUGAUCCGCGGUGGACAUAUGGACGUUACCUGCCUGGGCGCGAUGCAAGUCUCGCAAGCGGGAGACAUCGCAAACUUCAUGAUCCCGGGCAAGCUCGUCAAGGGCAUUGGCGGUGCGAUGGACCUCGUGUCGAACCCCGACAAGACGAAGGUCAUCGUGACGAUGCAGCACGUUGCAAAGGACGGGACGCCGAAGAUCGUGAAGGAGUGCUCACUUCCGCUCACGGGCGCGCGGUCAGUCGCCUUGAUCGUGACGGACAUGGCGGUGUUCAAGGUCGACCGCGCGGCCGGGACGCUUUUGCUCACCGAUAUCGCGGAGGGCGUGACGCUGGAUGAGCUCAAGGCGAAGACGGCGUGCGACUUCGAGGUCGCGAGCCCGCUGGCGACGUUCUGAGUGGGCGGAGACAUGGAUCGGACCGUACAUACAUCCGUUCUUGCAUACAUCAUGACCAUUGCGGGUGUUUUAGUGUAUCAUGUAGGGACCGUAAUACAGUGUAAUAUACCGGGCUAAGAUUCGUGGGACUGAGCGGUGAUUAAGGACGAUUGCCACCUGUCCG
Molecule: messenger RNA, 1857 nt
Organism: Trametes versicolor FP-101664 SS1
Lineage: Eukaryota; Fungi; Basidiomycota; Agaricomycetes; Polyporales; Polyporaceae
Product: 3-oxoacid CoA-transferase
Exons: 8
Coding region: 108-1694 (528 amino acids)
Biological process (GO): ketone body catabolic process
Molecular function (GO): succinyl-CoA:3-oxo-acid CoA-transferase activity
Source: RefSeq, a predicted model, not a curated record